Molecule: messenger RNA, 764 nt
Organism: Lathyrus oleraceus (garden pea)
Lineage: Eukaryota; Viridiplantae; Streptophyta; Magnoliopsida; Fabales; Fabaceae
Product: stress enhanced protein 1, chloroplastic
Exons: 4
Coding region: 180-617 (145 amino acids)
Source: RefSeq, a predicted model, not a curated record
GGGUGCUCACUUUAUCAAAAAGUAAAUAAAACACAGAAGAAGCCACGUAGUCAUCCAUGAGUGAGAAAUAUGAAUGGCCGUGGUUUCAUCAUCACUAUUGAAAGGAAAAUAGAAAGAGAUAACACAAACUACAGAAUUGCAAUUUGAUUGUUUAUUACAGCAACUUCACCAUCCAAUCCAUGGCACUCGCUCAAGCUCCAACUUCUGCUUCUCUUUCCGUCUCUCUUCGCCAUGCUCGUGUUUUCACCACAAGAAAUGUCUCUCCAGCAUCUGCUCAGUUUCCGAAACCCAGUUUGGCUCCAGUUCGAGCCUCCUUCGCCACUGGUUCGCCACUAAUGAUUCGGAGAAAUUAUGAAAGGAAAACAGCGUGCAAAGCAAUGCCAGUUUCGAUAAGAUGUGAACAAAACGCUAAGGAUGGGAACGGUUUGGAUGUAUGGCUAGGCCGGGUAGCCAUGGUUGGCUUUGCAGUUGCCAUUACUGUUGAAGUUACUUCUGGAAAAGGACUCCUAGAGAACUUUGGACUUACAAGUCCAUUGCCUACAGUUGCCCUGGCCGUGACCGGACUGGUGGGUGUCUUGACGGCGAUUUUCAUCUUCCAGUCAGCCUCAGAGAACUGAUCAUAUAUUUAGGCUGGUUGUGUUUGUUGUAAAUUCUAUAGUUUCAAAUGGAAUUUUGUUUUUCAAGUAACAUUUUUAUAACUAUUUUGUUUUAAUAUUUGUAUGGAUGAAAAGAAUUUGCAUAAUUGAUUGAAAAGGUUGAAGUAA